AUGCCUUCUGCGACCGGUCAAAACUGGGAGAAGUACACCAAGAAAUUCGCCGACGAUGAAAUAGAGGAGAAGAAGAUCACACCCCUCACCGAUGAGGAUAUUCAAGUUCUCAAGACAUACGGCGCUGCCCCAUAUGCAUCGACCAUCUCAAAGCUCGAGAAGCAAAUCAAAGAAAAGCAACAGAGCGUAGAUGAGAAGAUUGGCAUCAAGGAGUCCGAUACUGGUCUCGCACCGCCGCAUCUAUGGGAUGUGGCCGCCGACCGACAGCGAAUGUCUGAAGAGCAACCCUUCCAGGUGGCCCGUUGCACAAAGAUUAUUGCUGACGAAAAGGGCGACGAGUCGAAGAGCAAGUACGUUAUCAACGUCAAGCAGAUUGCCAAGUUUGUCGUCCAGCUUGGCGACCGAGUCAGCCCUACAGAUAUCGAGGAGGGCAUGCGAGUCGGUGUUGACCGCAACAAGUACCAGAUCAUGCUGCCGCUGCCGCCCAAGAUCGAUGCCAGCGUGACCAUGAUGACGGUCGAGGAGAAGCCAGACGUUACGUAUGGUGAUGUUGGUGGCUGCAAAGAGCAGGUUGAGAAGCUCCGAGAAGUUGUCGAGAUGCCCCUGCUCUCCCCAGAGAGGUUCUCAAACCUCGGUAUCGACCCUCCCAAGGGCGCAUUGCUCUACGGCCCUCCCGGAACCGGAAAGACGCUUUGUGCCAGAGCUGUUGCAAACAGAACAGACGCCACCUUUAUCCGAGUCAUUGGUAGCGAGCUUGUUCAAAAGUACGUCGGCGAGGGUGCUAGAAUGGUUCGAGAGCUAUUCGAGAUGGCCCGGACAAAGAAGGCCUGCAUUAUCUUCUUUGACGAAAUCGAUGCCGUCGGCGGUGCUCGGUUCGACGACGGUGCCGGUGGUGACAACGAGGUCCAGCGAACCAUGCUGGAGCUCAUUACUCAGCUGGAUGGCUUCAACGCCCGAGGAAAUAUCAAGGUCAUGUUCGCCACCAACAGACCAUCCACAUUAGAUCCCGCCCUGAUGCGACCCGGACGUAUCGACCGCAAGAUUGAAUUCUCGCUGCCCGAUCUCGAGGGCCGCGCCAACAUCCUCCGAAUCCACGCCAAGAGCAUGUCAGUUGAGCGAGACAUUCGAUGGGAGCUCAUUUCCCGUCUCUGCCCCAACGCUACUGGUGCCGAGUUGAGGAGUGUGUGCACCGAAGCCGGCAUGUUUGCCAUCCGAGCCCGGAGAAAGGUUGCCUCGGAGAAGGACUUCUUGGACGCCGUGGACAAGGUCAUCAAGGGCAAUCUCAAGUUCAACUCAACAGCGACGUAUAUGCAAUACAACUAA
Trichoderma aggressivum f. europaeum is the source of this 1323-nucleotide messenger RNA. RefSeq lists its product as uncharacterized. The transcript has 4 exons. Gene Ontology annotation, molecular function: ATP binding; proteasome-activating activity; ATP hydrolysis activity. The coding region runs from base 1 to 1323 and encodes 440 amino acids. Gene Ontology annotation, biological process: proteasome-mediated ubiquitin-dependent protein catabolic process. Gene Ontology annotation, cellular component: proteasome regulatory particle, base subcomplex. The record is from RefSeq and is a predicted model, not a curated record. NCBI's taxonomy places the organism in Eukaryota, Fungi, Ascomycota, Sordariomycetes, Hypocreales, Hypocreaceae.